GGUAUUUCAAUGUAUGCAUUUUGUUCUCACUCACCAUAGUACCGCUCAAACGUAACAUAACAGGAGGACAAUGAUGAUUUUAUUGGACACAGGCUAGUAACAGAUAAUGAUGAGGAUGUCGUGAUGGAUAGUGACGCUGAGGAUAACCUGGAUGUAUAUCCAGACAUAAGUCUUCCGAGGCCUGAGCUGAACCACAACUUGGACCAGGAAGAUGACAAGGAUGACAUGAGUAUGGGUGGGCUUGAGUCUUUCAACGACACCACACAAAAUCUCCCGCCUACAACUGAUUCAUCACAUAACUCUCAAAAUCCUCCACCAUCACCUGAUCCAUCACAUAACUCUGAUAGAGUUUAUCACCACGGAAUUGACAUUGACAUUGAUGUGCUCGCAGAAACAGCUCGUCUAAAGGAUAUACAAAUUGCCAUUCAAUUUAUUCAGGCAUUGAAAAAUGCCACACUCAAUACAAGGACAUGCUCCACCGCCUGCAGCAUCCUCCCCAAGCCUCACUUGAUAUUGAUGAUCCCAACGUCCUCUUGUCUAUAGAAACAUUCAUGGCACUCAGUAACUCAUCUCAAGAGACUUACCAUUUGAUACGCAAGGCCAU
This is a messenger RNA of Serpula lacrymans var. lacrymans S7.9, 604 nucleotides long. RefSeq lists its product as uncharacterized. The record is from RefSeq and is a predicted model, not a curated record. The transcript has 2 exons. Bases 124 to 543 code for a protein of 139 amino acids. Lineage: Eukaryota; Fungi; Basidiomycota; Agaricomycetes; Boletales; Serpulaceae.